This is a messenger RNA of Dichotomopilus funicola, 648 nucleotides long. Its product is annotated as ER lumen protein retaining receptor-domain-containing protein. The transcript is spliced from 4 exons. NCBI's taxonomy places the organism in Eukaryota, Fungi, Ascomycota, Sordariomycetes, Sordariales, Chaetomiaceae. Gene Ontology annotation, molecular function: ER lumen protein retrieval receptor activity. Gene Ontology annotation, biological process: protein retention in ER lumen; endoplasmic reticulum to Golgi vesicle-mediated transport. Gene Ontology annotation, cellular component: cis-Golgi network; endoplasmic reticulum; membrane. The record is from RefSeq and is a predicted model, not a curated record. The coding region runs from base 1 to 648 and encodes 215 amino acids.
AUGGCGUUCAACCUCUUCCGUAUUGCCGGGGAUCUCUCCCAUCUGGCGUCCAUUUUCAUUUUGCUGCACAAGAUUGUCCAGCUCAAGAGCUGUUCUGGCAUCUCGUUCAAGUCGCAGGCGCUGUACCUGAUUGUCUACGUCACAAGAUACCUGGAUCUCCCAUGGACGCACUCCCCCUACAACUUCAUCUUCAAGGUCCUCUUCAUCUCCUCCCAGCUAUACACGAUCUACCUGAUGGCACGCGAGUACCGACCGACCAACGACGCCAACCUUGACACCUUCCGCGUCGAGUAUCUGCUCGGCUUCGCCGCGGUCCUCGCCCUGUUGUUCCCCGUGCGCUACACCGUCCUCGAAGUGUUCUGGGCCUUCUCGAUCUGGCUGGAGAGCGUGGCCAUCCUGCCGCAGCUGUUUAUGUUGCAGCGCACAGGCGAGGCCGAGGCGAUCACGGCGCAUUACUUGUUCGCGCUGGGAACCUACCGCGCCCUGUACAUCCCCAACUGGAUCUACCGCUACGCGACGGAGUCGUCGCGUAAGAUCGACACGAUUGCCGUGGUGGCGGGUGUGCUGCAGACGGUGCUAUACAGCGACUUCUUCUGGAUUUACUACACCAAGGUCAUGAAGGGAGAGAAGUUCAAGUUGCCUGUCUAA